Phasianus colchicus (ring-necked pheasant) is the source of this 3498-nucleotide messenger RNA. RefSeq names its product taperin (gene TPRN). The record is from RefSeq and is a predicted model, not a curated record. Gene Ontology annotation, molecular function: phosphatase binding. NCBI's taxonomy places the organism in Eukaryota, Metazoa, Chordata, Aves, Galliformes, Phasianidae.
AGGGCCCGGCUCAGGUGCGGCGGGAGGAGGAGGAGGACGACGGGGAGGACGCGGCGGCCGUGCGCGGCAGUGCCCUGAGAGCCGCCGCCAUGAGCAGCGCGGAGCCGCCGCCGCUCGGUGCCGGACCGCGGGCGCAGCCCGCCUGGAAGAGGGAGAUCCUGGAGCGGAAGCGGGCCAAGCUGGCCGGAGCGGCCGGCGGAGAGACGGAGUCCGCGGCGGCGGCUCGGGGCCCGGCGGGGACGGGCGAGCGGCUGGUGGUGGCCGAGAGCUUGGGCCCGCUCCGAGAGAACCCGUUCAUGCGGCUGGAGAGCGAGCGGCGGCGGCUGCGGCAGGGGCUGCCCGGGCACGGCCCCGAGGCGGCGCGGCCGCUGCAGCAGCUGCUGGAGCUGUACAGCGCCGUGCCGGGCAUCCGCACCAUCCGCGCCGACAACAUCCUCAUCAUCGAGUCGCAGCCCGACGCCGCCGCCUGCUUCGCCGACGGGGACGCGCCGUCCGGGCGCCGCCGGGAUCCCCCCGCCGCGUCCCCUCCGCGCCGUCCCGACCCGCUGCGGGAGCUGCUGGCCCGCCGGGGAGCGGCCGUCGCCGAGAUCCGCGCCGACCGGGUUCUCGUCUACGAAGCGGCCGAAGCGCCGGAGCCUCCCGAGGCCGCCGAGCCGGGCACCGUCAGCCGCCUCCUGGAGAAGUUCGGCCAGCGACCGCGGGGCCGCCGUCGCCGGGGCGGGGAAGCGCCGGCCGGGGCCGCUCACCCUCCGGCGGCUCCGGGCUCCCCGCGCUCCUCCGCUCCCCCCAAAGCGGCGCCGACCUCCCCCCGCCCCUCGGUCCCGAAGGCCGCCCCGGCCUCCCCCCGCGCCGCUUCUCCCCGCGCCGCGGUCCCCCAGCCGCUGCCGGCCCCCCUCCCCCAGCCGGCCGCCCCCCGGCCCGCGGGUCCCCAGGCGGUCCCGGUGUCCCCCCGGGCUGCCGCCCCACCGGCCGUCCCCGUCUCUCCCCCCGCCGCGAUGGCUGCGCCCAAAGCCGCAGCUCCCCAGGCCAACUGCUUCCUCCACAAGAUCGGCUCCAACUCCUUCACUGUGACCCCCCGGGGCCUGCCCCCCCCCAGCCGCGUCCCCCAGCCCACCACCCGGGCCGUGCCGCCCAAAGGGCCGCCAGUGCCAUCCGCCAGCGCUGCCAAUGCCAGGAGGCCAAAGCCGGAGGAGGUUGAAGUGGCCGCAUCACCCCCGCCCAGUGCCAGUCUGGCCCCCAGUGCCACCCAGCCUCUCUCUGCAUUCGCCCCUCGGGCCGGGGGUUCCUUCGAGAUCCACCCGGCCCCCAAGCCCGACCUGGCUGCCAUCCCUGCUCACGACCUGCAGGCUCAGGCUUUGGCCAAGCUGCGCCUGAAUUCACGCAACUCCUUCCUCUUCGUGCCCCGCCGGGAGGGUGGCGCAGCUCUGCCUGCUGCCCAGAGCAACAGAGCGGGACCAUCACCGCCGCCGUCCCCGCAGCAGAAAGGACAGAAGGAGCCCCCACGGGUUUCCGCUCCGGAGCAGGAAGAGCCGAUCGCUUCCCCGCCGGCGCCUCUGGAUCCGUCGGUACCUGUGACUUACAUCGAUGACAUUGUGGACACGGUCGGUGGGGAGCUCUCCCCGAGGGCUGUGAGGACGGAGAACUUGGAUCAGCCCGGAGGAACCGGCCCUGAGCUGGAGAUGGAGGUUUCCUCUGUGCCCCUCUACAGACCGCACUCCCCCGGGCUGCACCAGAGGGGAGGUAACACCUUCACUGUGGUGCCCAAAAGGAAGCCCGGUGCCUCGGGGCCGCAGGGUCUUACAGAGGCUGGUGGGAGGCCUCCUCAGCGGGAGGAAGAGGAGGAGGAUGAGGAAAGCAAAGGAAGAAGCAAAGCUGUAGAGAAUGCUGAUGGGCCCCAGGUGGGGACGUCCCACAAAAAGCGCUACCCCACAGUGAACGAGAUCGAGGUGAUCGGCGGGUACCUGAACCUCGAGAGGUCCUGCAUGAGCAAGACGGGCUCCCGCCGCAAGAAGAUGAAGAUCUCUUUCAACGAGACAAGUUUGCAGACCAUGUUUGAGUAUCCAUCUGAGAACUCACUGGCGGAAGAGGAGGAGGAGGAGGAGGAGGAAGGACGCACUUCUGAAACAGAGGAGGACAAAUCUCACACCUUUCACAUUCCACGCCCGAACAGCACUUUGCAUCCCAAUGGAGCUAACCCAGCAGAUCUAUCCAGCUACACCCCAAAGCACUCUGUGAAGUUCAGCGAGUGGCAGGAGCAGAAGUAUGAGGAGAUGCCUGCUAAGGGACCCCUCCUGAAGGAAGCUGAUUCCCAUGGGAACCAAGUUAUGCUCACCCCAGCUGAGAAGGGCGGACUCUCUGACUUCAGCAGUGAGCCUGCUCUGUACUUCUGAUUGCUCCAUCUGUGAGCCUGCAGCAGCAGCUGCUGGGCAGAGCCUGGCAGUGCACCAUGGAAACCAACGCCUGGGUCCCUUCCUCAUCGCAGUCUUCACAGCAUCCUGAUGCCAAGGGUGGACUGGAUGCCAUUGGGCGUCUUUGGAGAAUAUUUGCACUGGGUUCUGGGACCUAAACGACUGGUUUUUUUUUAAUGCAUAUGGUUUAUUCUCCUUGUGGCCUUGCAUAUUCCUUGUUCAAGAUCAGCUGUCGAUUAGACAGGUAUCUUAAAGCAAUACAUAACCCCAGGAUGGAUGUAGAUUCUCUCAGUGCUUAUGACUGUGCUCAUCCAAGUGCUGAAUGAGGCCUGGACAGCAUUUGUAACACUUCUCUCAUGAGAGGCCCCAGUUGAAGACAGCUGAGGGCAGGUGGCUGGACUCACUGCAGUGGUUCUGACAGCCAGGUUACAGCGGCUGGAAGAACUGCUAAGGUUUCAUGGGUUGUUCUCAAUGUGUUUUUGGGUCUAGUUUCACCAAACUGUCAUGGAAUUUAUGUGCCAGUUAAGCUCUUGUGAAGGAAGCUGAAUGCACUGUGUGGGUGAUGGGGAGGGGAAUUAAUGCCUUCAGCAUUAGGUGUCACUUUUGCACUGACAGCAGGAAGCACCCAGUCCAGCUUGAGCCUUGUGAAGGUUCCCAAACAUUGGCCAUAGCUUUGAUCUCUGUAACUGCCUCUGCUCUCCAGUCCCUACUGCUAAUUGUGCUUGUUUGCCAGUUCCUCUUGUUUUGUUUUGGCAUCUAAUGGGGCCAGGCCCAAGAUUUGUGUCUUAGGUGGUGGGGAGAUUUGCUUCUUGCCUUGCUCACUCUACUUCUCUAUGCAAAGCACAGGAGGACCAUUUCACUCCUUCCUUCUGCAGAACUUGAACAAGGAAUAUGAUUUUUUUUUUCUAGUAUUUUUAUAGUUCUGUUGUAAUUGUUUGAUGCAGCCAAUAUGCAAAGGAAUCCACUAGUCUCUUCCAUUUAAAUUUUCUACGACUGUACACUCAGGGUCAAAAUUACACUCUGGAAAAGACUGAACACUGCUGCUAAUGUGAUUUGUACUUCUGGGAUUAAAAGAGAUGCAGUUGGAAUA